Messenger RNA from Physeter macrocephalus (sperm whale), 2253 nucleotides. It is a transcript of the gene KLHL1, whose product is annotated as kelch like family member 1. The transcript is spliced from 11 exons. Bases 1 to 2253 code for a protein of 750 amino acids. NCBI's taxonomy places the organism in Eukaryota, Metazoa, Chordata, Mammalia, Artiodactyla, Physeteridae. The record is from RefSeq and is a predicted model, not a curated record. Gene Ontology annotation, molecular function: protein binding.
AUGUCAGGCUCUGGGCGAAAAGAUUUUGAUGUUAAGCACAUCCUGCGACUCCGCUGGAAACUCUUCAGCCACCCGUCGCAGUCCCCUGGCGCUCCGGCCGGGGGCAGCUGCCUGCAAGAAGACGGCAGCAGCAGCUUCGAACACUGGGGACCCAGCCAGAGCCGCCUGCUCAAAAGCCAAGAGAAGGGCAGCGUGAGCACUUUCUGGAAAAAGCCUUCCUCUUCUUCCUCCUCUUCUUCUUCUGCCUCCCCGUCCUCUUCCUCCUCUUCCUUCAACCCACUGAAUGGCACCCUGCUGCCAGUGGCCACGAGACUGCAGCAAGGGGCGCCCGGGCAGGGAACCCACCAGCCGGCCAGGACUCUCUUCUACGUGGAGUCCCUAGAAGAGGAGGAGGUGCCAGGCAUGGACUUUCCUGGACCACACGAAAAAGGGCUUGUCUUGCAAGAGCUCAAAGUGGAACCGGUCAACUCGAGCCAGGCAACAGGUGAAGGAUGUGGACACAGGCUGUCAGCAACUACCCAUUCUCUGACACCUCAAAGUGAUAUGGACUCCAGUAGCUCUGAAGAAUUCUAUCAGGCUGUGCACCAUGCUGAGCAAACCUUCAGAAAAAUGGAAAAUUACUUGAAACAACAGCAACUCUGUGAUGUUAUCCUGAUUGUUGGGAACCGAAAGAUACCUGCACAUAGGCUUGUUCUGAGCUCAGUCUCCGACUAUUUUGCUGCCAUGUUUACAAGUGAUGUGUGCGAAGCCAAGCAAGAGGAGAUCAAGAUGGAAGGCAUAGACCCAAAUGCUCUCUGGGACCUUGUCCAAUUUGCAUAUACAGGUUGCUUGGAAUUAAAAGAAGAAACCAUUGAAAACCUUCUUGCUGCAGCUUCCCUUCUUCAGCUUCCUCAAGUAGUAGAAGUGUGCUGCCAUUUCCUCAUGAAGCUCUUGCAUCCAUCUAACUGUUUAGGAAUCCGAGCAUUUGCAGAUGCUCAAGGAUGCAUUGAAUUAAUGAAGGUGGCCCACAGCUACACAAUGGAAAACAUAAUGGAAGUUAUGAGAAAUCAAGAGUUUUUACUGCUUCCAGCUGAGGAGCUCCAUAAACUCCUGGCCAGUGAUGAUGUCAAUGUCCCCGAUGAAGAAACCAUCUUCCAUGCAUUAAUGAUGUGGGUCAAAUAUGACAUGCAGAGGAGAUGCAAUGACUUGAGUAUGCUUCUGGCCUUUAUAAGACUGCCGCUGCUUCCACCUCAGAUAUUGGCUGACCUAGAAAACCAUACAUUAUUUAAGAAUGAUCUGGAAUGUCAAAAGCUGAUUCUGGAAGCAAUGAAAUACCAUCUAUUGCCAGAAAGAAGAACUUUAAUGCAAAGUCCAAGAACUAAACCUAGAAAAUCUACAGUUGGAACUCUGUAUGCAGUGGGAGGAAUGGAUAACAACAAAGGAGCUACAACCAUAGAGAAAUAUGACCUCAGAACAAAUUUAUGGAUCCAGGCAGGGAUGAUGAAUGGCAGGAGACUGCAGUUUGGUGUGGCUGUUAUUGAUGACAAACUCUUUGUAAUUGGAGGUCGAGAUGGCUUAAAGACAUUGAACAGUGUUGAAUGUUACAACCCCAAAACCAAGACUUGGACUGUCUUACCACCAAUGUCAACACAUAGGCAUGGUCUAGGUGUGACAGUACUUGAAGGCCCUAUCUAUGCCGUGGGAGGCCAUGAUGGCUGGAGCUAUCUGAACACAGUGGAGAGGUGGGAUCCUCAGAGUCAGCAGUGGACAUUUGUAGCUAGUAUGUCAAUUUCCCGAAGCACAGUUGGUGUGGCAGCUUUGAAUGGCAAGUUGUAUUCAGUUGGAGGUCGUGAUGGAAGUUCCUGUUUGAGUUCAAUGGAAUAUUAUGAUCCUCACACAAAUAAGUGGAACAUGUGUGCUCCAAUGUGUAAACGAAGAGGGGGUGUUGGAGUGGCCACAUGUGAUGGUUUUCUUUAUGCAGUAGGAGGUCAUGAUGCUCCUGCUUCAAACCACUGUUCUCGGCUGCUAGAUUACGUAGAAAGAUAUGAUCCCAAAACAGACACAUGGACCAUGGUGGCUCCUUUGAGUAUGCCCAGAGAUGCUGUUGGUGUCUGUCUCCUUGGUGACAGACUAUAUGCCGUUGGUGGCUAUGAUGGGCAGACAUACCUCAACACUAUGGAAUCCUAUGAUCCACAAACUAAUGAAUGGACCCAGAUGGCUUCCUUGAAUAUUGGGAGAGCAGGUGCCUGUGUAGUAGUCAUCAAGCAACCUUGA